Messenger RNA from Pseudovirgaria hyperparasitica, 2813 nucleotides. RefSeq lists its product as uncharacterized. Gene Ontology annotation, molecular function: zinc ion binding; DNA binding; DNA-binding transcription factor activity, RNA polymerase II-specific. The transcript has 6 exons. Bases 236 to 2587 code for a protein of 783 amino acids. Gene Ontology annotation, biological process: regulation of DNA-templated transcription; DNA-templated transcription. The record is from RefSeq and is a predicted model, not a curated record. NCBI's taxonomy places the organism in Eukaryota, Fungi, Ascomycota, Dothideomycetes, Acrospermales, Acrospermaceae.
GUUUCUAGGUAUGUUGGCUAUUAUAUGGCACGAUGAUCUCUUGCUGAGAUCGGCCGAAACAAACCAACUCAAGCUAAUCCAAAAGCCUACCAUAUCUAUUCUUUGAGUCCAGAUGCAUAGAAACAGUUACUUCUUACUCCCUACCUCCUCAUAGGAGUUCCAUGUUCUACUCACAGCUUAACACGGCACCCUUCCCUCAAAAACAUCCCCUCUACUAGCGACGGAUACGCAAGACAUGUUCGAAGAGUCCAACAAGUUCCCGUCCAAUCACAGUGUCCCAGACCCCUCCCAGAAGACUUCUCCUUCCCAUACACACACACCACCAGGUCUCAACCCACGUUCUUGUGUGACUUGCAGGAAGCGCAAAGUGAAAUGUGACAAGCGAAAUCCUUGCGGUAACUGCACUAAAGCCCGAAUUGAAUGUAUAUUCCCUUCUCCAGGACGCGCCCCGCGAAAAGCGCGUAAACCUCCAGAUGCCGAAUUGUUAGAACGACUACGCAAAUUAGAGAGUGUUGUCCAGAAUUUGGGCGCUCAGGUCGACGAUGAGACGUCUCCAACCCAGCCGAAGGUUGAGGAAGACAAAGAAGGCUUCAACCUUAUGCGCAAGGUCGCGGAUGCACCCGGGCAACAUCAAAGAGCAGACGUAGUAAAGAGCAAUGGUGUAUCUUCUUCUGCCGAUCUCACUGUGCCAGGGCUAGAGGCUCGCUUUGGUCGCUUAGUUGUGACUGAAGGCAAAACUAGAUACAUAAAUACCAGUUUCUGGGCAAAUCUGAAUAGCGAGGUUGAAGAUCUCAAAGAGAUCUUUGACGAGGCCACUGACGAUGAAGAGGACUAUCCAUCUCCGUCUUCGAAUUCGACUUCAAGUCAUCAGAACUUCAUAUUUGGCUUCUCUUCAAGCAAUGUCGAUAUGAUUCCUCUCCACCCGUUACCGCGCAUGAUUCCCAAAUACUGGUCGCUAUUUAAAGAAAACGUAGAUGCACUAGUGAAAGUCUUGCAUAUACCAACGAUCGAGCCGACGAUUUUAGACACUGCGAAUGGGCUAGCUAGUUUACCCAAAGGCUUGGAAGCCCUGAUGUUUACAAUAUAUUAUGGUGCCGCGACAAGUCUCAGCGCCGCAGACUGCAUACAACAAUUGGGUGAGCCCAGGGAUACACUGCUGAGAAGAUAUCGCUUUGGAUUGGAGCAGGCUUUGGCUCGAGCUCACUUUCUGGACUCUCAGGAGAUCAUCGUCCUCCAGGCCUUUGUGAUCUUCCUCAUUCUUCUACGUCGGAACGAUGACGCGCGUAUCAUCUGGACCUUGACCGGACUUGUUGUGCGUAUAGCUCAGACCAUUGGCCUUCACCGUGACGGAACGCAUUUCAGCCUUACUCCGUUCGAAAUCGAAAUGCGUCGUAGGCUAUGGUGGCAAGUUUGUAUAUUGGAUGCACGGUCGUCCGAGGACCAUGGCUCGGAUCCGACCAUUUCCGAGGCCCAAUUCGACACCCAAAUGCCACUCAAUGUCAACGAUGCGGACCUAUAUCCCGAGAUGAGAGAACUUCCAGAGUCUCGAAAAGGUUUCACAGAAAUGACCUUUUGCAUCAUCCGAUUUGAGGUUGCGAACAUGUUCCGACAAAUUGUCUACGUGCCUCCUGGGCCAGUAAAAUGUCCGUCGCAGUUCGCCAACUUGUCGAUUCAAGAUAAAGAGACGUGGAUCACGAAUUGCCAUACAAGGCUCGAGGAGACGUACUUGAAGGAGGUCGACAUGACUAUUCCAUUGUUCUGGGUCACUGCCACGGUCUCCCGUCUAAUAUUAUCCAAGAUGUGGUUAGUCGUCUAUCACCCCUUCCAAAGGCUUGAUGGUGGUGCGUCCCUUCCCCAAGAAGUCAAAGACAAGCUUUUUAUCACCUCCUUGGAAAGCGUUGAGUACUCUAUAUUACUGGAGACUGAGGAACGCACACGAAAGUGGGGAUGGCUGUUCAAGACAUAUGUUCAAUGGCAUAGCCUUGCUUUUAUGCUCUCCGAACUAUGCACUCGCACCCGGGGUGAAGCGGCUAAGCGUGCAUGGAAAGCGAUUGAAGCAACUGUCGCAAGUCGAUUUCCCAGCCCAUUUACAGAUGGCAAGAAGGCGCAAUUAUGGAAGCCGUUGCGCAAGCUCCUGCUCAAGGCGCGUGUAGCCCGCGAUAAAGAGCUGGCUCGUGAACGGCUUGAGCUACAGUCGCAAGGAGCAAUCGACGUAUCGGAUCUACCACAGGACAUCACUGGGCCCAUUGAGAGCUUCCCAACUAUCGACGCCCUUCUGUACGGAGCUAAAUUUGACUCACCCUCACUACAGUCACCUAGCGUACUAACAACCAUGAACACAUCUUUUCCACCCACGAACACGAAUACAAUGGCCCCCCGAAAUAGAGCUGCUGAAGAUUUUGCUCAAUUCUCGACUAUGCCCAUGGAUUGGCUUAUGGAUGACCUCAGACAUGAAACAUAUACGAGUCCUGGCGAUGAUCUGGUCAACUGGUCUAAUUGGGACGAUAUGGUCCGACAAUAUGGCACGCAGGAAGACCCAGCCGGCAUCAACUCAAACACGGCCGGGCUGGGAGGAACUUGGUAUUGAAAUGGGUAAUGAAUAAUAACGGUGGACUCCUAGAUACCUGUCUCUUCUAGAAAGCGUUGUUGGGUGGGUACGGAGUUCUGAUUGCACAAAGCUUCGGCCAUGGCGUCUGGGAUACCCAAUCAUGACUCACUGUAACAAUAGCUGUAUUUACUAAGUACACUUCGCUCCCGGCAUUACCUAAUUGUCCAUAAGGAUAUAUAUUGUCAAUCCUGCCUUGUCCUUAACU